AUGGCUGCCGCUGCGAAGCCAACCAAGAACCAGCUUCGGCGGGCGAAGAAGAAGGCUCAGAAGCACCAGGUACGUCUUUACCCUUCAGCGCCUCCCUCACAAACUUAUCUCGUGCAGCCAAAUGCAGAGCAAAGCCCAGACGCCACCGUCAAAGCCGAGUCGGAAGAGCCCACCCCUGCGCCGACAGCCCACGAUGAAAAAGUCAAGUCGGAAGAAGGUGCCCGGGGUGGAACCCCCGUCACGGAUCCGCUCAUAGUCGACGAAGACAACCCCCUCUACGAUCUCUACAAGGAUGUGCUGGAAAGGUUCGGGGACCCCGAUAAAGAGGACCCGUCCUUGAAAGAACCCGACAAACCUGAAGUGUAUUAUGAUGACGAUGACGAGAUUCCCGAUGAAGAAGAGGAGACCGCAGCACCCAAGAUGUCGAAGAAAAAACGUAAAGAGAUGACACAAUUGUCGGUUGCCGAACUCAAAGCUCUCGUCAAAAAACCCGAGUUGGUCGAAUGGACCGACACGACAGCACCCGAUCCAAAGUUGGUGGUUCAUCUAAAAUCAUACCACAACGUUGUUCCCGUGCCGUCCCACUGGUCGCUGAAGCGAGAAUAUUUGUCUUCGAAACGCGGGAUCGAAAAGCCACCUUUUGCCCUGCCCAAGUUUAUUCAAGAAACCGGUAUUGCAGAGAUGCGGGAUGCCGCUUUGGAAAAACAGGACCAGGCCAGCUUGAAGCAGAAACAGCGAGAGCGAGUGCAAGGGAAGCUGGGCAAGCUUGAUAUUGAUUACCAGAAACUUUACGAGGCAUUCUUCCGGUUCCAGACCAAGCCGGAACUGACGAGGUUUGGCGAGGUGUACUACGAAGGCAAAGAAUUUGAAACCAACCUGCGACAUCUGAGACCCGGCGAACUAUCCGACGAAUUGAAAGAAGCCCUCAAUAUGCCACCCGGUGCUCCUCCGCCGUGGCUCAUCAACAUGCAAAGAUAUGGUCCUCCGCCGUCGUAUCCUGCCCUGAAAGUUCCUGGUGUGAAUGCGCCCCCUCCGCCUGGUGCCAGUUGGGGUUUUGCUCCUGGACAGUGGGGCAAGCCGCCGGUGGAUGAAGCGACAAACAGACCUCUAUAUGGCGGUGACAUUUUUGGCGUGCUGCAACCACAACAGAACACUCAACAGGGUGAGCCUGUGGAGAAGGACUUGUGGGGUGAACUGCAAGAGCAAGAAGAGGAAGAAGAAGAGGACGACGAGGAAGAUGAAGAAGAGGAGGACGACGACGAAGAAGAAGGUGGCACCGGUAUCGAGUCCUCGGCUGGUCUGCAGACCCCAAGUGGUACGGCCUCUGCUGUGCCUACAGAAAUUGGAGGGACUGAGACAGUCUCGGAAUUCGACCUUCGCAAACGCCGCGGCACAGAGACAGAAGAAUCGUCUCACCCCAAAUCUGCGUAUCACGUCAUCCCUGAACGCCAAACGCGUGUCGAAGGCUUCUUUGGCGGCGACCGGGUAUACGACUUGAAAUCGGCCCAACAGAACAAUGUCCCCGUUCUCGGACAAGAGGAUACUCGGAAGCGGAAGAAGCCCGGUGAUGUGGAUGUGUCUAUCGAUCCAGAUACUCUGGCCGCCCGCGACGGUAUGGACAAGGAAGAGCUACGCCGUGCAUAUGAACAACAACGCAAGGCGGAGCAGAAUCCCCAGUGGGACUUCCAGGAAGACUUGUCGGAAAUGAUUGCCUCCGAAUCGAGGAAGAGGCAGAAACGUGAUGAAGAGAGGAGGAGCAAGCGGUGA
Messenger RNA from Capronia coronata CBS 617.96, 1767 nucleotides. RefSeq lists its product as uncharacterized. Gene Ontology annotation, cellular component: U2 snRNP; catalytic step 2 spliceosome; nucleus. The record is from RefSeq and is a predicted model, not a curated record. The transcript has a single exon. NCBI's taxonomy places the organism in Eukaryota, Fungi, Ascomycota, Eurotiomycetes, Chaetothyriales, Herpotrichiellaceae. Gene Ontology annotation, biological process: mRNA splicing, via spliceosome. Bases 1 to 1767 code for a protein of 588 amino acids.